This is a messenger RNA of Theobroma umbraticum, 1419 nucleotides long. Its product is annotated as cyclin-A1-1-like. Gene Ontology annotation, molecular function: cyclin-dependent protein serine/threonine kinase regulator activity. Lineage: Eukaryota; Viridiplantae; Streptophyta; Magnoliopsida; Malvales; Malvaceae. The record is from RefSeq and is a predicted model, not a curated record. Gene Ontology annotation, biological process: mitotic cell cycle phase transition.
GCAACUUUCUUCCCCGGCGGCUCUCCCAGUCUCCCUCUUGUCUCAACCUCGUCGGAUUCCAAAGAAAUGUCGACCCCAAGUCGCCGAUCUUCAUCGACGGCGAAGACACCGUCCACCUCAGAGAACCCAAUGGCCGAAGGGAAGCCGCAAUUGGCUAAGAAGAGACCAGCCCUUGGCGACAUUUCCAACCAAAGCAAGAAAUCGGUGCCAUGUACCUCAAAAAGCCGAGCUGAGAAGUCCUUGCAUACAGCUAGAAGCAUGGCUAUCUCUCCAUCGAAAUCACCAAUUAAAGCGAGCGAAACCAAAGAAAACAACAAUCUCUACAGUCAAGGGCGCGGGCAUAAAGAAGGGAAGAUUUGCAAGAGAAAUCUACUUUUGGAGAUGGGAACAAAUGAUGAUGCUGUUGAUGUUGGUAACGAUUCCAUGGAUCCCCAGUUCUGUGCUCACAUUGCUCAUGACAUUUACAAGAACUUGCGAGCAUCUGAGACAGUAAAAAGGCCUUCUGCACAUUAUAUGGAGAUGGUCCAGAAAGAUAUUAGUGCAAGCAUGCGGGCACUUUUGAUCAAUUGGCUAGUGGAGGUGGUUGAAGAGUGCAGACUUGUACCAGAGACACUAUUUUUGACGGUGAACUAUAUUGAUCGUUAUCUUUCAGGCAAUUCCAUCAACAGACAGCAGUUACAGUUGCUUGGAGUUGCCUGCAUGAUGAUUGCUGCUAAAUACGAGGAGAUAUAUUCACCUAAGGUGGAAGACUUCUGCUAUCUUACUGGUAACUCACAUGGCAAGAAAGAGAUUUUGCAAAUGGAAUCUGCUGUGCUGAAUUAUUUAAAGUUUGAAAUGACUGUCCCAACAGCUAAAUCUUUUCUGAGGCAUUUUGUUCAUGCAGCUCAAAUGAUCAAUCAGGUUCAAUCUCUGCAGUUUGAAUGCUUGGCCAACUACAUUGCAGAAUUAUCACUUCUGGAGUACAUAAUGCUUCAUUAUGCUCCAUCUUUAAUAGCUGCGUCUGCUGUUUUCUUAGCCAAAUUUAUACUCUCUCCUUCAAGAAAACCUUGGGAUUCUAAGUUGGGGCAUUACGCACUAUACCAACCCUCUGAAUUGUACAACUGUGUGAAGGAUUUGCAUCAUCUCUGCAUUAAUGGUGAUUGUCCCAAUUUGCCAGCAAUCAAGCAGAAGUAUAGUCAGCAUAAGUACAAAUUUGUGGCAGAGAAGAGCUGCCCUUCUUCAAUACCUCAGGAGUUUUUCCGAAACUAAGUGGGCAGGAGUAUGGAGACUAUUUUCAGUCAGUUGCUUCCACUAGUCCAUUGGAUGUAAUUAAGAUAUGUAUAGGCUGACAGACGCUUGAUUUUGUUGAUGUAGUAGAUCUAGUCCUCUUUAAUUUUCACUUUUACUCUUUUAUUUAAUUGUUUUCGAAGGGGUACUUAA